GGGAGCCGAGCGGCCGCAGCUCCGACCCGACCAUGGCUCGUCCCGGGCUCCCGCUGGCGCUCAGCCUGGCCCUGCUGGCCGCCUUCUGCCUCCUGGCGCUGCCGCCGCGCGCCGCGGCCCGGCCCCGGGAGCGCCUGGUGGGCGGCCGGCGGGAGCUGCCGCUGGACGACCCGCAGGUGAAGAGGGCGGCCCAGGCGGCCGUGGCCAGCUACAACAUGGGCAGCAACAGCCUCUACUUCUUCCGGGACACCAACAUCGUCCGCGCCAGCAGCCAGCUGGUGGCCGGAAUUAAGUACUACCUGACCGUGGACAUGGGGAGCACUGCCUGCCGCAAGACCAUGGGGGCCAGAGACCAGAUGGACCUCACCACAUGCCCACUGGCCGCAGAGCAGGACCAGGAGAAGCUGCGUUGUGACUUUGAGAUCCUGGUGGUCCCCUGGAAGAACUCCUCCCAGCUCCUGAAGCACGACUGCGUGCCCCUCUAGACCCCUGGCCGGCGGGCCUGGCGUGGGAGCAUGGGGGCGGUGCAGGGUG
Messenger RNA from Sorex fumeus (smoky shrew), 534 nucleotides. RefSeq names its product cystatin E/M (gene CST6). Gene Ontology annotation, molecular function: cysteine-type endopeptidase inhibitor activity. NCBI's taxonomy places the organism in Eukaryota, Metazoa, Chordata, Mammalia, Eulipotyphla, Soricidae. The transcript has 4 exons. Bases 33 to 485 code for a protein of 150 amino acids. The record is from RefSeq and is a predicted model, not a curated record. Gene Ontology annotation, cellular component: extracellular exosome.